CCUUCCUAAAGCUUUCAUCCUCAUGUAAAGGCAGAGGACAUGGCUAAAGUAUAAAUUGAGUAUUUUGCACCUGUCUUUACAGAAUAAGUUGAUGUGAAUAAUACAUUAGGAGCAGAUGGAAGUAAUGGAUAGAAUAGUAAUUGAUGGAGAAGGUUUACAAAGAAUUAGCCUGACUGAAGGUUAGUGAGUCACAUGAUCCAGAUGGAAUGCACAAGCAGUUGUUUAAAGAAGCAAAGGAGAAGAGGCUUGAUCAAGGCAGUGUCAAGGAUGUGUGUAUACGGACUUUUGGAAAGCAUUUCACAAAGUGUUGCACAGGAAGCAUGUUAAGAUGGAAACCUGUAGACUUGAGGGGAAAUUGGAGGUGUGGACAUGAAAUUGGAUCAGUGACAGGAAGAAAAGGAAUGAAAUGAACUGGGAGGUGGUUUGCGGUUGUGCUCCCCUAAGGGGUGAUCAGUUUUGGUCCCCUACUCAUUUCCAAUUUCUCUAAAUAGCUUAGACUGAAGUAUAGGGAACAGCAUUUUAAUGUUUGCAGAUGGUUUGAAACCUGGUAGAGUGGAUAGUGAUGAGGAUAGUUAUAGGCUUGAGGAUGACAUAGACUCUAUGGUAAAAUGGGCAGAAGCAUGGCAGAUGUAAUUGAAUGUGGAUGUGUUGUAUGAUCCUAGACCAGACCCCCAAGCUUUUGGUAAGCUCUGGUUAGGGACCAAUAAUGUUCUGUUUUAAAGUAAACAAAAUUUGAUAUUCAAGACACUUGCAAAGAGAAUAAAUCCACAAGAUCCCAUGGAUUUUGAACAAACAAGAAUAAAUGUUACUACGCAAGGAAAAAGACUUGGGGAGUGGACUAAUUGGAUUGCCCUUUGAAAGAAUUGGCACAGCAUUGAUGGACUGAAUGGAGUGCUGCUGUGCUGUACUAUGCUAUGAUAAUGUCUGAAGCCCUGAAGUUGCAAUUUUUAAUUCACUCCCAACUAUUAAAAUAUGUUUUCCAGUUUUGGUGCCUUGGAAUUGAUUUAAAAGCAAAAUUAUAAGGGACUCUUUUGAAAUCUGGAUCAAUAACUAUCAUAGUGAUAUUCAAAAUGAUAGGCAAAUUAAAACAGAACUUACUAUUAGCAUGUUUAGUGAUCAGCUCACUAACUGUGUUUUAUCUUGGCCGUUACGCAAUAGAAUGCCACCAUAGAGUAGAAGAGCAAACCCAGCAGCAUCCAAACGUUCUAGAUAGUGGCAGAUCAUUAAGUCACGUUUCGAAACCUGGAUUCAAAAACAGUUCAAGUAGACUGGUUUACAACAAAGACAUGCCAUUAAUAUUUAUUGGAGGAGUACCAAGAAGUGGCACCACACUCAUGAGAGCCAUGCUCGAUGCCCAUCCUGAUGUUCGCUGUGGGGAAGAAACCCGGGUUAUUCCUAGAAUCCUUGCAAUGAAGCAAAUGUGGAGCAGAUCUGGCCGAGAAAAACAACGAUUGGAUGAAGCUGGUGUUACAGAUGAAGUGCUGGACUCAGCCAUGCAAGCCUUUUUAUUAGAAAUUAUUGUUAAACAUGGAGAACCUGCUACUUACUUAUGCAAUAAAGAUCCAUUUGCUCUCAAAUCAUUGACUUACUUAAGUAAAAUUUUUCCCAAUGCCAAAUUCAUUCUAAUGAUACGGGAUGGGCGUGCUUCAGUACAUUCUAUGAUUACUCGGAAAGUUACCAUAGCAGGAUUUGACCUCAGCAGUUACAGAGACUGCCUGACCAAAUGGAACCGUGCCAUUGAGACCAUGUAUAACCAGUGUUUGGAAACUGGAUUUAAUAAGUGUUUACCAGUGCAUUAUGAACAACUUGUUUUGCAUCCUGAAACUUGGAUGAAGAAUGUUCUGAAGUUCCUAGGUGUUCCUUGGAAUACAGCAGUAUUGCAUCAUGAAGAAAUGAUAGGGAAAGCAGGAGGUGUUUCUCUUUCUAAGGUUGAACGGUCUACUGAUCAAGUCAUCAAACCAGUCAACGUUGAAGCCUUGUCAAAAUGGGUGGGAAAAAUUCCUCAUGAGGUAGUUCGUGAAAUGCCAGUGAUUGCUCCUAUGUUAGCAAAGCUUGGAUAUGAUCCAUAUGCAAAUCCACCCAAUUACGGAAAACCAGAUCCAGCAGUUAUUGAAAACACUAAAAGGGUGCUAUUUCAAUCUGAAAAUGCAGUUGUGAACUCUUUGAGCUUGGCCAAUCAUUCUCAACAGGAAAGACUCGUUCUACUGCAGAUGGAAUUCAGAAAGGGAAGUCUAGGAAAGGAAGAGUCAAAGAUGUUCCACAAAAAGAUGAGAUCAUAACAUGAGGAUGGACAAGGUGUCAUCUUUUCUGAUUCUCAGAAAAGCAGAUUGAUUCCUCAGAAGAUAUGUCCAGAUCAGGGGCACAGAUCUCAUUUUCCUACCGAUCUUGUACUUAGCCAUUGUCAUAAUUACAUUAAUUUGGAAUAAAGCACUUUUUAUUAUUUUAUUCGCUGCCUCCUGCUGUAGGUCAAACCUUUUAAUGUUUAAAUGCAAAUAUACAAUGUGAGGAGGGCAUGUAACCAUUGUGGAUGGCAGCAAUGUUAGAAUAUUGCCAUAGAGAUUACAAAAGUAUCAACAAAUGAAGAGUAAAUAUGUAUAAUGUCCUCUUGAGUUUUAUUCAUGACAAAAAGAUCACCAUGGACAAACAAUAUUUAAAAUGGUUACAUUUUUAUGACUGAAGAUCUGUAACUAAUCUGGAGAGAGUUUGAAUAAAACAUGAACCCUGUUUUCCUAAAUGCUUUGGAACCAUAAUAGAGUUCAUGGAAUUAAAUGUGGUUAAAAGUCUAGUAUUUUUGCCUAUGUAUUUCCAUGUAAAAUAUGUAAUUAGUACUGGGGCAUGAACAACUGCACAAUAUGGUUCAUGUAUAUAAUUCUUGAUUUAUUUGUAUAGCAGCAUACAAAAAAUUGUUUUUGGUAUUUUGGAGUAAAAUUUUCAUUAAAAUGAAUUUGAAUAU
Messenger RNA from Carcharodon carcharias (great white shark), 2953 nucleotides. RefSeq names its product protein-tyrosine sulfotransferase 1-like. NCBI's taxonomy places the organism in Eukaryota, Metazoa, Chordata, Chondrichthyes, Lamniformes, Lamnidae. The transcript has 6 exons. The coding region runs from base 1071 to 2279 and encodes 402 amino acids. Gene Ontology annotation, cellular component: Golgi apparatus. Gene Ontology annotation, molecular function: protein-tyrosine sulfotransferase activity. The record is from RefSeq and is a predicted model, not a curated record. Gene Ontology annotation, biological process: peptidyl-tyrosine sulfation.